Sinocyclocheilus rhinocerous is the source of this 4535-nucleotide messenger RNA. Its product is annotated as macrophage mannose receptor 1-like. The transcript has 31 exons. NCBI's taxonomy places the organism in Eukaryota, Metazoa, Chordata, Actinopteri, Cypriniformes, Cyprinidae. The record is from RefSeq and is a predicted model, not a curated record. Bases 73 to 4410 code for a protein of 1445 amino acids.
UUUAAAGGGCAGGUCCGCAUCAGCAAAUGUGAGACUACAGAAUCUCAGCCAAAGACAGAGGAUGACACUGGAAUGAAUUUAGCAGCAGCACAAAAUACAUUUUGGAUCAAGAUGAAAAUAAUAACAGUAGUGAUUUUUCUCGUAUUACAUCUAGCAAACUGCUUUGCACAGUCAGCAGGAAACUUUCUAAUAUAUAAUGUGGAUUAUAACAAAUGCAUGACCAGCUCCCUGGAACGGCUUGCCACCUGUGACCCAUACAGUAACCCACUACAGUUUCGCUGGACUUCAAAGAAUCGAAUUUUGAACACUUUCACAAAGAAAUGCCUUGGAGUAGGAAGUAAAACAGUGGGCAAAAAACUGCAGUGGCUGAUUUGUGAAGAUGACAGUGUUCUGCAGAAGUGGGAAUGCCACAGUGAUACAUUGCUUGGCCUAAAGAAUGAGUCUCUGUACCUGGCUGUAAAUGAUAAUGGUGUGCCAGUGAUCUCUAAAGACACUGGAGCGAAGAGCAAAUGGACAAUUCAUAGAACACUAUACGGCAUUUGCUCUAAGCCUUAUGAAGAAUUGUACACCAUUGGUGGGAAUGCUUUUGGGCGCCCAUGCCAAUUUCCUUUUCUUUAUGAGAAAAAAUGGUAUGCAGAUUGUACCAAGGUUGAUACACAAAAUCAACGUCUAUGGUGUUCCGUUGAGACAGACUACAGUGUUAAUCAGCUGUGGGGCUACUGCCCAACACCUGACAAUGCUUUCUGGGCCAAACAUCCUCUGACAAACGUCUAUUACCAAGUGAAUAGUGGGUCGGCCCUGACAUGGUACCAGGCUAGAAAGAGCUGCCAGCAGCAAGGUGCGGAGCUGCUGAGUGUCUCUGAACCUCACGAACACACCUUUGUAGCAGGAAUUGUCCAGACGACUCAAAAUACACUAUGGACAGGACUCAAUAAAUUAGAUGUAACCAGUGGAUGGCAAUGGAGCAAUGGACAGCCGUUACGCUAUCUGAAAUGGCUCAGUGGAUUCCCAACCACACAACCAGGCUACAGUUGUGGUGUCCUGAGAAAUGCUUUUGGUUCUGAAUGGUCAAAUGAGCCUUGUUCUGAAAAACAUGGAUAUGUCUGCCAAAGAGGCCAUUCUGUUCCAACUCUUCCACCAGUGGUGGACACUGGUUUUUGCCAUAGCCCCUGGAUUCCAUAUUCAGGCAACUGUUAUCUCCUUCAUCGCAAUAAGCAAACAUGGCUGGAGGCGCGAGACUCCUGUCUGCGGGAAGGAGGAGACCUGCUGAGUAUUCUCAGCAAAGAAGAGCAAAGCUUUGUCAUCACACAGCUUGGAUACUUGAAAACAGACGAGCUGUGGAUUGGUUUCAAUGACCGUAAAACGCAGAUGCUGUUUGAGUGGAGUGACCAGUCUAGCAUCCCAUUUGCCUCAUGGGAAGUGAGGGAGCCGAGCCACAGUGCUGUCUAUGCAGAGGACUGCGUGUUAAUGAGAGGAGAGGAGGGAAAGUGGGCAGAUGAUAUUUGUGAAAAUAAGAAUGGAUUCAUCUGUAAGAAGAAGGCCAGCUCUAAAGCCUCGAAUAAUGACACAGCUGUCACAAGCCCGGGAUGCAAAACAGGUUGGACCAGGUAUGGGUACUACUGCUACAUGGCAGGAUCCGAGACUAAGACCUUUGAAGAAGCAAAACAGAUGUGUGCAAAAGCUGAUUCUCAACUGGUUGAUAUUUCAUCCAGAGUAGAAAAUGCAUUCCUUGUUAGUCUAGUUGGAGCUCGACCAGAGAAGUACUUCUGGAUUGGAUUGUCAAAUCAGAGGGAUCUGCACACUUUUGAAUGGACCAACACUAAGGAAGCCUCAUAUACUCAUUUCAACGCUGGGAUGCCAGGAAGAAAACAAGGCUGUGUUGCCAUGACGACUGGACUUGUUGCUGGGCUUUGGGAUGUGCUCAGCUGCUCAAAUAAGGAAAAAUACAUCUGCAAGCAGAAAGCCGAUGGACUAGUUACAACUCCAGCCCCACCAACCACACCUGCUUUGGCCUGUCCCGAAGACUGGACGCCACUUUUGUCUAGAGACUUCUGUGUCAAGCAUUUUAAUGUACCUAUGAGCCAAAUGAAGACUUGGGAUGAAGCUCUUGACUUCUGCAGAGAGCUUGGUGGUGAUCUCCUGAGUAUCCAUCAUGAGGCUGAUAUUCCUUGGAAACAAGGAGGAGUGGAUCCAGCAUGGAUUGGUUACAGAAUGUACGAUCCCGCUGUGGGUUUUGUUUGGAGUGAUGGUUCUUCGUCAUCCUAUCAAAGCUGGACUAGUGAUGAACCAAACAAUUUGAACAACAUUGAAAAUUGUGUUGAAAUGAGAAUUUCAAUUUGGGACCGUGAUGGAGCAUGGAAUGACAUAAACUGUCAAGACAGAACGAACUGGUACUGUCAGAUCCGAAAAGGAAAGAUACCAAAGGAAGUAAAUAUUACAGAUCCAGUUUAUAAUGAAACAGAGGAUGGCUGGAUUCAAUUCAAAGGUAGCCAGUACUAUGCGUCUCAGUACUCGGCACUUUCUAUGCACGACGCUCGGACAUUCUGUAAGAAAUCACAUGGCGAUCUUGUGGUUAUCAAUGAUGAGGACGAGCGGGUGUUCCUUUGGCAUCAGGCUAAAAAUUCGGACAAUGAUUUUAUCAUUGGUUUGACAGUUGAUCUGGAUGGGACUUACCAGUGGAUAGAUGGGUCCCCAGUAGUGUUUCAAGCUUGGGAAACAAAUCAGCCUGCUUUUAAAAACAGUGAGGAAAGAUGUGUGAAGAUGACCACAUCUCAAGGACUCUGGGAAACUAUUAACUGUGGUGAUGAAUAUACUUUUUUUUGUAAGCGAAGUCAGUCACCUCCAGUGAAUGCCACGGUGGCCCCUUCACAAGAGCCAAAAGGAGGCUGUGCUCCUGAGUGGAAAAGCUUCAAAGGAAAAUGCUACAACAUGAAAGAAGACAUGAAAACAUGGACUGAAGCGAGAGAAUACUGCAGAGAGCUUGGUGGAGAUCUGGCAUCAAUUAUGAGUAGACAACAACAAGCCUUUUUAAGCACAUUGAUUAGAGACAAAACCACAGACUUCUGGAUUGGAUUCAGUAAUUUGGCAAGCGGGGGGUUCAAGUGGACAGAUGGGAGUACAGUUACAUUCACCGAGUGGGCCAAAGGAGAACCUCAAACCUAUUGGCAUUCAUACUAUUGGACAAAAUUUCGCUCUUCGGAUGAACAGGAAUGUGUUUUUAUGGACAAAACGUCAAGCUCUGUCUUUGGCAAGUGGGUGGCAACUGACUGUAAUUCGACUCACGGUUUUAUCUGCAGUCGUGAUGUUGAUCCUGGUAUUGCCCCCGUGCCUACUGAAGUUCCUAAAACCUUUGUCAAUCUCGGAAAUUCAUCUUUCAAAGUGAUUCAAGAGAAUCUAACGUGGAGUGAGGCAAACCGUCGCUGUGAGGCAGAGGGGGCUCAUUUGGCCAGCAUUCGGGAUUUGAUAACACAGGCUUACCUUGAGUUGCAGGUCUAUAGGUCCAAACAGCCCAUGUGGAUUGGUCUCAACAGUGCACAGACACAUGGAUAUUUUCUAUGGGCAAAUAACUGGCCCAUGAAUAUGGAGAAAUGGGCACCUUCUGAACCACGGCCCAACCGCCCUUGUACAUACAUGGACAUGGAUGGAGAAUGGAAAACAACUCUCUGCAAUCAAACCUACUACAGUGUCUGUGAGAAAACAACAGACAUUCCCCCAACCGUUCCAGCACAGCACCCUGGGCACUGCCCACAUGAAGAUGAUGACAGUCCAGUGAGGUGGAUACCUUUCAAAGACAGCUGCUAUGCUUUUGUGACGGACAUGCAAUCGUGGAGCAAAGCAGCUAGACUCUGUAUGACAUGGGGUGCAUCUCUUGUCAGCAUUAAGGAUGAAGGGGAACAGAAGUUUAUAGAGAACAACAUCAUGCUCCUUGAAAGUUACAAAGACUUUUGGAUUGGGCUUUUCCAAACCCAGAAAAGUCACUGGUUAUGGUCAGACAAUACCGUGGUAGAUUACACUAACUGGGCAGCUGUGAACGAUUAUGAAGAUGACUAUCAAGACCAUUAUUGGAAUAAUGACUGCGCAUUAAUCUCUACCAAAACUAAAAAAUGGAAAAAACAGCAUUGUGAUUACUCAGUCUUAUCAUUUAUCUGCAAAACUGCCAAAGUAAUAAGUCCUACCAUUAAGGACCCACAAGAAGGUCCUGAACCUCACAAGGUCAAUACGGGUUUGGCUGUGUUCUUGAGUAUUGCAGUGAUUGGCAUAUUGGGAGCUCUAGCUUUCAUGUACUACAGAAAUUCAAAAAGACGGUUAUUGCCUACAUUUGAAAAUCCCAUGUAUAAUAACAGAGAUGCUGCUUAUUCAUAUAGUAAAGAUGACAAAUCAUUGAUUGGCAACAUUGAGAUAGCUGAAUAGAACUGUGUUUUAUAAUGUCCAAUUACUUGUAUAUAUGUAAGAGAUGGUCAGGCGGUUAUUAUCUUAAAAUAAUAAUAAUAAAAAAAAAACAAUGACAGAGCUCAUCAGGUUUAUUUUGCGAUAAU